AUGGGUUUAGAAAUGAAAAUUUUGAUGAUGGUGGCCAUGGCAAUGUGCCUUAGCUCCGCCGCAUAUGCAGCUAAAGGGACUGCCACUUACUAUACUCCUCCUUACAAUCCCUCCUCAUGCAAUGGGUAACAAAAUGAUGGAGUGAUGAUCGCGGCUGCAGGCUAUGCUAUUUGGAACAACAAAGCAGCAUGUAACAAAAGUUAUAGAGUCAAAUGCAUCGGUGCCACAAACAAAGGCGUGCCACAACCUUGCACUGGUGCCAGCGUUGUCGUUAAAAUUGUUGAUUUAUGUCCACAAGGAUGCCGAGCCACCUUUGAUCUCUCCCAGGAAGCUUUCGCUAAGAUCGCCAAGCCUGAUGCCGGCAAUGUUAAAGUUGAAUUUAACCGGUAA
Molecule: messenger RNA, 390 nt
Organism: Pistacia vera
Lineage: Eukaryota; Viridiplantae; Streptophyta; Magnoliopsida; Sapindales; Anacardiaceae
Product: EG45-like domain containing protein
Exons: 4
Biological process (GO): systemic acquired resistance
Cellular component (GO): cell wall; apoplast
Source: RefSeq, a predicted model, not a curated record